CUGGCGCUGCUCCUCGGCUUUGCCUCGCUCCUCUGGCUCCAGCUCAGCUGCUCGGCCGAGGGGCCGACCCCCGACGGCGGGCAGAGCCGGGGGGGUCCCCAGCAGCCCUGCCCGCCCCCGGCUCCCGUGCUGCCGGUGGAGGACGAGCCGUCGUGGGGUCCCCACCGCCUGGCGCUGCUCGUCCCUUUCCGCGAGCGCUUCGAGGAGCUGCUGGCCUUCGUGCCCUACAUGCACCGCUUCCUGAGCAGGAAGAGGAUCCGCCAUCACAUCUUCAUCCUCAACCAGGUGGAUCAUUUCAGGUUUAACAGGGCAUCCUUGAUCAACGUGGGCUUCCUGGAGAGCGGCAACGACACCGACUACAUAGCCAUGCAUGAUGUUGAUCUCCUGCCCCUCAACGAGCAGCUGGACUACAGCUUCCCAGAGGCAGGACCUUUCCAUGUGGCAUCCCCGGAGCUGCACCCACUCUACCACUAUAAGACUUAUGUGGGUGGCAUCCUGCUGCUCACCAAGCAGCACUAUGAGAUGUGCAAUGGCAUGUCCAACCGCUUCUGGGGCUGGGGACGGGAGGACGACGAGUUUUAUCGACGUAUCAAAGGAGCUGGGCUCCAGGUUCGCCGUCCGUCUGGGAUCACGACUGGAUAUGAGACUUUCCAGCACCUGCAUGACCCAGCCUGGAGGAAGAGAGACCAGAAGCGUAUCGCUGCACAGAAGCAGGAGCAGUUUAAGGUGGAUCGGGAGGGAGGUCUGAACAACGUGAGGUACCACAUUGAAUCACGGACAGCUCUGAGUGUGGCAGGAGCCCCUUGCACCGUCCUUAAUGUCUUGCUGGACUGUGACACAAGCGAGACCCCUUGGUGCACAUUUGGCUGAGCCCAUCUCCCCUGUGCCAGUCAUGUGUGCUGUACUGGUGCUGAGGUGCCGGGGCGCCGCUGAGCUGCUUGGAGCAGGCAGGAUUUUGCAGCAGCCCAGCGUGGCGGUGCUGGCGAGAUGCAGAGGAACAGAAAAGGCUGAGAACUGGGCUUUGCUGGGACCAACAAAAGAGGCUGAGAGUGGGACUCAGUGGCGUUGCU
Molecule: messenger RNA, 1070 nt
Organism: Chaetura pelagica (chimney swift)
Lineage: Eukaryota; Metazoa; Chordata; Aves; Apodiformes; Apodidae
Gene: B4GALT7
Product: xylosylprotein beta 1,4-galactosyltransferase, polypeptide 7
Exons: 5
Biological process (GO): proteoglycan biosynthetic process; carbohydrate metabolic process
Molecular function (GO): xylosylprotein 4-beta-galactosyltransferase activity
Source: RefSeq, a predicted model, not a curated record